AUGUCCGACAAGCCCAAUAUAUACGGGUACAAUCCCUCCCUUCCCGCCGCUGUCAUCUUCAUCAUUCUCUUCAGCGCUACGACCGCUCACCACGGCUAUCAGCUCACCAAGUCACGAUGCUGGUACUUCAUUCCAUUUGUGAUCGGUGGAAUAUUCCAGGUCAUAGGAUACAUCUGUCGAGCCGCAUCGCAUGACAACUUCUAUGGAAUCCCACUCUAUGCGAUGCAGUCCCUGUUCAUCCUGCUCGCGCCGCCGCUGUACGCGGCCUCAAUCUACAUGAUCCUUGGGCGAACAGUGACCUACCUACAGGCUGAGCCCCUGAGCAUGGUGCCAGUCAAGUGGAUGACAAAGAUAUUUGUGACGGGAGAUGUGCUUUCAUUUCUCUUACAAUGCGCUGGUGGCGGUCUCAUGUCCACAGGAGGCUCCAUGCGUGACGCAGGCUCAAACAUAACCAUCGGUGGCCUCGUCGUCCAGCUUCUCUUCUUCGGCUUCUUCGUGAUCGUCACAACUAUAUUUCACUUCCGCAUCUCACGUCGACCUACCCCCAGAUCGCAGUCAGAUCGUGAUAAUACCCGCGGUGAUGGCUGGAAACAACGCAAUUGGUUCACUAUCCUGAUCGGACUGUACAUCGUCAGCUUCCUGAUCCUAGUGCGGUCUGUGUUCCGCUUGGUCGAGUACAAAGAGGGUUAUGACGGGUACACCAUGACCCAUGAGGUCUUCAUGUACAUCUUUGAUGCAUUGUUGAUGUGGAUCGCUAUGGCUGUGAUGAAUGUGUACCACCCCGCUGAGAUCUUGGGGGAUGGGAAAGGUGAGAGCCGCGAGUAUUCAGAUGUGAUGCAGCUAAGCUAG
Messenger RNA from Penicillium egyptiacum, 849 nucleotides. NCBI's taxonomy places the organism in Eukaryota, Fungi, Ascomycota, Eurotiomycetes, Eurotiales, Aspergillaceae. The record is from the annotation of a GenBank genome assembly.